Knipowitschia caucasica is the source of this 273-nucleotide messenger RNA. NCBI's taxonomy places the organism in Eukaryota, Metazoa, Chordata, Actinopteri, Gobiiformes, Gobiidae. The record is from the annotation of a GenBank genome assembly.
AUGGGGGAGGCCGCACAUUUUAGAUCAUUUACCGAACGCAGCGUCAGUCGCAAGGAAGAGGUCCUGCAUGCUCAGGCUGAUCCCCUGGACCUGGGCUGUCCACACAGUAACCUGAGCACCAGACCUGCUGCUGACCCCAGGGCCACUCUCACGGUCAGUCACCAGCUCUCCUCACCCCCUUCUCCUCCUACAGGACUCCCCUCUCCCGUGGCGCCCAUGGGUGGAGCCCCUGUCAUGACGUCAGCGCGGUCCCACCCCUUCCCCGCUCUAUAA